AUGUGCAUGGACGAAGCAUCCAAGGGGUCACCCCACGCGCACUUUUUCCUGCAAGACGCUGCCUGCGCCUCUCUGCGCACAUUCUUCGGUCUCCAGCCGCUAGUGCCUCCACUCAUGCUGGUGCCUGUGAGUGCUCGAAACGUGGCAGACGCCAGUGACAGGCAGGGGGGAGGAGGAGGGGCAGGAGGGGGAGCAGGAGCAGGAGGAGGGAGAAACGGAGAUGAGAGCUCGUCCCCCCUGCAUGGGUUCUCCAGCUCUCCCCUCUCGCCGUACGGCCACUCGUCGGCUCGGAAGAAGAACCGCAGCAUUGGCACGCUCAAGCUGCAAGUGCGCAAGGUGCGCAUGACAAGCAAGGGGGAUGAGGGGAGAGGGGGGGACGGGGGACAGGGGGAAGGCGAGAACCAGGGGAGCGCGGGGGGGGCAGCAGGGGGGACAGGCGGAACAGGGGGAGCAGGGGGAGCAGUGAGCAGCAUGAUGCGGCAGAUCAAAGGAGGCAUGGCGAAUCUGAGAGGGCUGGCUGCUGAAGCCACCACUGCUGCUCCAGAGGGAGUGUUGGUGGCCGUGCGAUGCCCAUCAGAGGAGGCGGGUGAAGCACGGAGGGUCAACCCCAACACCCACCACUGCAUCAACCUACCCGUGCAGUGGAGAGCAAUCGACAAGAAGUGGUGGUGGAGGAUGACUGCAAUGGGUGCUGCAGGGGGGCAGGCCACUUGCGCCUUCUCCCCACCCUUCUUCUCCCCACCCUUCUUCUCCCCACCCUUCUUCUCCCCACCCUUCUUCUCCCCACCCUUCUUCUCCCCACCCUUAUUCUCCCCACCCUUCUUCUUUCUCUCGCCCCUAUUCCUCUCUCACCUGCAGACCCAUGGAGAGCAAUCGACAACAAGUGGCGGUGGAGGUGCAUGGCCGCAGUGGGUUAAGUGGGCAGCCAACAGUGGAGUGGAGGUGCAUUUGCCCCACCUUUACCUCACUCCAUCCCUGCCCUCUCUUUCCUCUCUCCCCACUCUCCCCUCUCUGCCCUCUCUUCCAUUCAGACCAGUGGAGAGCGAUCGACAGGAGGAGAUUGCGAUCAACCCUCCCCAACCUGUGGAGAGCGAUAGACAGGAGGUGGUGGUGGAGGUGCAUGAUCGGAGUGGGUUAAGGGGACAGGCAACAGUGGCUGCCGCUGUGCCAUUGCUUCCAUCUCAUCCCUCGCUUCCCUCUCUGCCUUCUCUCGCCCCACUUCCAAUCAGACCUGUGGAGAGCGAGAGACAAGAGGUGGUGGUGGAGGUGCAUGAUCGCAGCGGGUCGAGAGGACAGGCGUCAGUGGCUGCUUCUACGCUCAUGGACGAAGGGCACCCGGGUGCCCACGUGUCACUGUCGCAGCGCUGCCAUUGGCUGGCAGUGAGGGACACGUGUCAGCAGGAGGUGGCUCGCGUGCAGCUCGCCGUGUCUCUCGUGCCCUGUGCCAGGGACUAUGGCACGCAGUGUCAGCCAAUCACGGAGUCAGCAGCAUACGACUGGGUGCUCGCAGCAGCCAUGGCAGCUCAGGGCUUCCACGCGCGCAACCUCCGCCUCUCCGGCCCCUGGGAGUGGCUCUGCGACCAGUUCGCUACCUGCUAUGGCGUCUCUCCUCAUUACACCAAGCUCAGGUACCUCACGCGAGUGAUGGACGUGGCAACACCAACAGCCGACUGCCUGACUCUGAUUCACCAGCUGCUGGCACCGGUGCUGCAUGCACACGACAGUGACGGCAGCAGUGUGACUAAACAGGAGGCGCGCAUGCUAGCAGAUAUGGAAGAGCGGGUGGGAGGCCUCCUCCAACUCACCUUCGAGAGCUACAAAUCGCUCAGCGAGGCUUCCCCCUCCGCUUCACCCAUUGCCCACUUCCCCCCACCACCCCCCACCUCUCUGCAGCCCUCUGUUCUCAUCCCACCCCAGGCACGCAUGCUAGCAGAUAUGGAAGAGAGAGUGGGAGGCCUCCUCCAACGCACCUUCGAGAGCUACAAGUCGCUCAGCGAGGCUUCCCCUUCAGGCAUCGCCAACUCCUCUGCACCGCUACCCACAUCUCUGCACCCCUCUGCGCGCAUGCUAGCAGACAUGGAGGAGAGAGUAGGAGACCUCCUGCAACUCACCUUCGAGAGCUACAAGUCGCUCAGCGCGCAUGCUAGCAGACAUGGAGGAGAGAGUAGGAGACCUCCUGCAACUCACCUUCGAGAGCUACAAGUCGCUCAGCGAGGCUUCCCCUUCAGGCAUCGCCAACUCCUCUGCACCGCUACCCACAUCUCUGCACCCCUCUGUUCUCCCCCACCCCAGGCGCGCAUGCUAGCAGACAUGGAGGAGAGAGUAGGAGACCUCCUGCAACUCACCUUCGAGAGCUACAAGUCGCUCAGCGAGGCUUCCCCUUCAGGCAUCGCCGACUCUUCCCGUUCCGCCACCCACCUGUGUGCCUCCCUGGGGCGAUCACUGGUGGGGGCAGAGGCGGCAGCGCUGGUGGCGCCGGCGAUCCCCCCUGCAGUGCACCUGUUUGGGCUGCUGAACGACCUGUUGCUGCCAGAGGUGCAGCAGCAGUUCUGCGGUUACCUGCAGGUGAGCCUGGGGUAUUACUGGGAGCAGGGGUGUAAGGGCUGGGGAAGGGAAGGGCACUGGGGAGAUCGCUGGUGGGGGCAGAGGCGGCCGCAUGAAAGAAGGAGUGUUUUGAGACGUCUCAAAACACUCCUUCUUUCACGUGGUAUUACUGGGAGCAGGGGUGUAAGGGCUGGGGAAGGGAAGGGCACUGGGGAGAUCGCUGGUGGGGGCAGAGGCGGCCGCACUGGUGACGCCGGCGAUUCCCCCUGCGGUGUACCUGUUUGGGCUGCUGAACGACUUGCUGCUGCCAGAGGUGCAGCAGCAGUUCUGCGGUUACCUGCGGGUGAGACUGGGGUGGGGGUGUUGGCAGAUAAGGGGAGGACACUUGAGAGGCGCAGUGGCAGCAGCAGUGCUGCCAGAAGUGCAGCAGCAGUGCUGCCAGAAGUGCAGCAGCAGUGCUGCCAGAAGUGCAGCAGCAGUGCUGCCAGAAGUGCAGCAGCAGUGCUGCCAGAAGUGCAGCAGCAGUGCUGCCAGAAGUGCAGCAGCAGUGCUGCCAGAAGUGCAGCAGCAGUGCUGCCAGAAGUGCAGCAGCAGUGCUGCCAGAAGUGCAGCAGCAGUGCUGCCAGAAGUGCAGCAGCAGUGCUGCCAGAAGUGCAGCAGCAGUGCUGCCAGAAGUGCAGCAGCAGUGCUGCCAGAAGUGCAGCAGCAGUGCUGCCAGAAGUGCAGCAGCAGUGCUGCCAGAAGUGCAGCAGCAGUGCUGCCAGAAGUGCAGCAGCAGUGCUGCCAGAAGUGCAGCAGCAGUGCUGCCAGAAGUGCAGCAGCAGUGCUGCCAGAAGUGCAGCAGCAGUGCUGCCAGAAGUGCAACAGCAGUGCUGCCAGAAGUGCAGCAGCAGUGCUGCCAGAAGUGCAGCAGCAGUGCUGCCAGAAGUGCAGCAGCAGUGCUGCCAGAAGUGCAGCAGCAGUGCUGCCAGAAGUGCAGCAGCAGUGCUGCGGUUACCUGCAGGUGAGAGGGGGGAGGGGGGGGUAUUGGCAGAUCAUGUGGGAAAGGUCACUAAUGGCGCCGGCUAUUCCCCCUGCUGCGCACCUACAGCAGCGAGGCGGCGGUGCCGGCAGCACCUGUCAGAAACCGACGAGUAUGUCAACGGCACGUUCUGCGUGCUUGUCUUGCGUUCUCACCUUCCCCAUUCUCCACUCCCUUCCCACACAGACAGCAGCGAGGCGGCGGUGCCGGCAACACUCACAGCAGCGCGGCGGCGGUGCAGGCAGCACCUGUCAGAGACCGACGAAUACGUCAACGGCACGUUCUGCCUUGGCACUGGGGGCAGCACCAUGCAGGCACAGGCGCAGGGGCAGGCGGGCAUGGGGUGCAGUCCGGGGGGAGGCAGGGGGAGAGGGGGAGGGGGCCCGGGGGGAAUGGGGGCAGGGGGAAUGGGGAGGGGGGCAAUGCGGGGAGGGGAAGGGGGGGAUAUGGAGGAGCAGAGGGAGGCGUAUGGGAGCAUGCGACUGGCAUGUGUGGCCAUGUGGCGGGAGGUGCAGGCGGAUAUUGGCAUUCACAACCAACACAUCCUGCCCAGCUUCGUGGACUUACCCGAGUUGACAGCUGGCGUGUACAUGGUGGAGCUGCAGCGGCGAGUCAACCAGUUCCUGCUGGCAGUGCCACCUCAGCACCCGCUGCCACAUGUCAAGAACCUGCUGCACGCCACUGCUGACGUGGAGGACAGGCUCAUGCUGUGGGGCGUGGGCAAGGUGCCUGGGGGGCUAGACGCCAGGGAGCUGUUUGGAGUGUACGUGGAGGCAUGGAUCAGAGAGCGCACCCACACCCUCAUGGACGUCUGUCGAGCUCCCAAGUGGGCAGUCCUGGCGCCAAUGUCAGACCGCAAUGCCACGUCGCCUUUUAUGGAGGAGGUGUACAGUGUGAUCAACAGCCUGCUGGACGAACUGGAUUCGGUGCUGGGGCGAUGGCCGCAGUACACGCUUCUGGUGGAGGAGGCGGUGUGCGAUGUGGAGCGAGCAGCCAUUUCAUCCCUCGCCUCUCACUUUCAGAACUUCCUCCUCCUCCUCAACACCCCCUCCUCCUCCUCCGCCCCCUCUUCCACAAAAAAGAAGCUUCUUGGAAUGCUGUCCCGCCGUCGCCCCACACUCGCGUACCAAGUUCCCAUUGAGGUGAGCCCGUCACUUGCUGUUCCCAUUGAGGUGAGCCCGUCACUUGCUGUUCCCAUUGAGGUGAGCCCGUCACUUGCUGUUCCCAUUGAGGUGAGCCCGUCACUUGCUCUUCCCAUUGAGGCAAAUGGGUUUCCAACACCCAUCGUCCUCCCUGCCUUCCCCGCCCUGCCUCUCCCCGCCCUGCCUCUCCCCGCCCUGCCUCUCCCCGCCCUGCCUCUCCCCGCCCUGCCUCUCCCCGCCCUGCCUCUCCCUCCCUCCCUUCCGCUGCGUGCCUCUCCCUUCCCACCCCUCUCCCCCUUUCAGCUGGCCGUGUAUCUCAACAUGAUGCGUGGUGGAGAAACUAUACGAGAAUGUGAGUAUGGAGGGGGGGGGAGGGAGGUGUUAUUUGGGGAGGUGCUAUUCGGGGAGAUGCUGAGUGAGGUGACGGUGGAGCUAAGGACAACGUACAGGGCGACGCUGCAAGACGUGGUGGAGAAACUAUACGAGAAUACCCAGCUAGGCCUCACCACAUCGCAGAAGCGAGUGCCUCACCACAUCGCUGAAGCGAGUGCUCAAGAAGGCCCAUUCCUUAUGGAACCUCACAACACCCAGCUGGGUCGAACCACAUCGCUGACGCGAGUGCUCAAGGAGGUGCAUUCCUUUGAAAUGCGCCCUCUCUUUCCCUCCCCUUCCUCCCUUUCCCUCCUCCACCUCUCCCCUGCAGACCCAGCUGGGUCGAACCACGUCGUUGAAGCGAGUGCUCAAGGAGGUGACGACAUGAUCUCCAAGCUGCAGCCACUGUCCGCGCUCAUAGCCCAGGCUGAUGCAGUGCUGAGCAGCCGUGUGUUUGUGAGAACAGCAAGGGGCCUGUGGGACCGGCAUGGGAGGGAGGUGUUGAAGUUCCCAACCCUCUCCAUUCUCCCUUCCCCCACUCCCUUUUUCCCGUCCCACCAGGCUGACGCAGUGUUGAGCAGCCGUGUCUUCGUGGGAACAGCAAGGGGCCUGUGGGACCGGCAUGGGCGGGAGGUGCUGCACUUUCUGGAGAAGAGGAGGGAGGGGGUGUCGUGGUUUAAGAGCGCUUCUGCUGCUAUCACACUCGAUACGCUGGACAAUCUGUUCACCCAGCAAAUGCAGCGCCUGCAGGGCCACGCGCUCAUGGAGAGAGACUUGGAGCAUUCGCCUCCCCUGGCCUUUCCAAAUACGCACGCCUCCGCAUCCAAACAUACCUUCCCUUCAUGCCACCCUUCCCACUUUCCGUCCCCCCACCCACCCUCCCAUCAGACGCUGGACAAUCUGUUCACCCAGCAGAUGCAGCGCCUGCAGGGCCACUCACUCAUGGAGAGAGACUUGGAGCCGCCGCGAGCCAUCUGUGACGCCCGGGGGGUGCUGUCUAAGGGAGGUGCACCUGCCGCCACUGCUAGAGUGCAUGACUCCCUCUCCCUCUACUGA
This is a messenger RNA of Closterium sp. NIES-65, 6135 nucleotides long. NCBI's taxonomy places the organism in Eukaryota, Viridiplantae, Streptophyta, Zygnematophyceae, Desmidiales, Closteriaceae. The record is from the annotation of a GenBank genome assembly.